GGUUUGAAUUAUCCAGUUGUUCUUAGUGGAGAAACUCCAGAUCUAGGGAACUUUACUAUAGAAAUUAUUGAUAGUUCUGGUAAUCAAAUUCCCAAAAUUGCGGCCCUGAAAAAUGAAUCAAUUGAUUUACAUAAAGCUCAGUUUUGGGGACAUUUAGUCCCAAAGGGUGAUAUUUGGCGUGCUAAAGACUAUCUAAGUAAUCUUUUUUCCGAAAGGAAACGUAAAAGUUUUGCGGAUGAAGUGGAUCCUUCUCCGCCACAUCUACUUUCCAUACCCAAUAAAGUUCAAGAAAAUUCUAAUUUGUAUAUAUUUCAAUUGAUGGUUGAAGCACCGUUCCAGUUUGACAUACUUUUUAAAUCAACGUCAUCUCCUGCACAUUUAGAAGAUUUUACUUCAAUCCUUGAAUCAAAAUCAAAAAAUUUUGACACGAGAUUCGAAAAUACUUUUGGCCUGGCUUCAAAAGGGUUUGAUGAAAACCAAAUUAGUUUUGCUCACGAAAUAUUAAGUAAUUUGAUUGGCGGAAUCGGUUAUUUUUAUGGAACAAGCAUAGUUGAUAGGUCUUAUAUGAAUGUUGACGAAGACGAAGAAAAUUUCUGGGAUAUAAGUCGGCAGGCUAAUCCUCAAUUAACGUCACCAUCAUCUUUAUUUACAGCAACACCAUCGCGCCCAUUUUUCCCUCGCGGAUUUUACUGGGACGAAGGAUUUCAUCAACUUCUGAUUGGAAAUUGGGAUAAUGAUCUUAGUUUGGAUAUUAUCAAACAUUGGGUAUCAUUAAUUGACGAUGAUGGAUGGGUAGCACGUGAACAAAUUUUAGGAGAAGAGGCCAGAAGCAAAGUUCCACAUGAAUUUCAAACACAAUAUCCACAUUAUGCCAAUCCACCAACGUUAUUAAUGCCGCUUGAAGCUUUUCUUGAUCGGUUAGACUAUGAAAAUAAACUUCAGCAUAGCAUUAAUGUUUUGGCAUUAUUGUGUUUGAUAAAAUUUUCGGCACCAUAUCCAAUGAGUUUCGUCGGCAUUUCUCCAGAUUUAGACUUAUCAAGUCAUAUUGUUAACUUCACAAAUUCCGCAUCAACACGUUACCUUAAUGACAUAAAUUUGGCAGAAAGUUAUUUAAAAGAAAUAUACCAAAAGCUAAAACUAAAUUAUAAAUGGUUUAGGAGAACGCAACAGGGAGAAAUUAAAAAAUGGGGUAGAAGUGCUAGUAACAGCGAAGAGGCUUAUAGAUGGAGAGGCAGAACUCCGGGACAUACAUUGACUUCUGGGCUUGAUGAUUAUCCAAGACCGACCCCACCACAUCCUGCAGAAUUACAUGUUGAUUUAAUGUGUUGGGUAGGAUUCAUGGUAAGAUCACUUAGGGAUAUUGCUAAAAGGUUAAACGAAUGGCAUGAUUUUGAGGAAUUUGAUGCGCAGUAUAAAAAUAUUGUUAAUAAUUUACAUGAUCUGCAUUGGAAUGAAGUUGAUAAGACUUUUUGCGAUGUUUCAUUUGAUGGAGAGAAAUCAAUUUAUGUCUGCCACAAAGGCUAUAUAUCACUGUUUCCAAUGUUACUUGGUCUAUUGCCCAAUGAUUCGCCAAAACUUGAUGCUAUUUUGGAUCUAAUGUAUAAUCCUGAUGAGUUAUGGUCACCUUACGGAUUGAGAUCACUUUCAAAAUCUAGUGAAUAUUAUUAUACAGGAGAAAAAUAUUGGAGAGGCCCUGUUUGGAUGAAUAUUAAUUAUUUGGCUUUGUCUUCUUUGUAUAAGAACUAUAUAGCAAAACCAGGACCUUAUCAACAUAAGGCAGAUAAAAUAUAUCAAGAAUUGAGAGAUAAUAUAAUUAAAAAUGUUUAUAAAGAAUUUAAAAGAACAGGAUAUGCAUGGGAACAGUAUUCUGCUAUUAAUGGUGAAGGUGCUAGAAG
Dentiscutata erythropus is the source of this 1895-nucleotide messenger RNA. Lineage: Eukaryota; Fungi; Glomeromycota; Glomeromycetes; Diversisporales; Gigasporaceae. The record is from the annotation of a GenBank genome assembly.